Molecule: messenger RNA, 1155 nt
Organism: Homarus americanus (American lobster)
Lineage: Eukaryota; Metazoa; Arthropoda; Malacostraca; Decapoda; Nephropidae
Product: mucin-7-like
Exons: 2
Coding region: 1-1155 (384 amino acids)
Source: RefSeq, a predicted model, not a curated record
AUGACGGCAACCACAGCAGGCAGUGACGGCAACUACAGCAGGGUGACGGGCAAAUUCACAGCAGGUGAUGCUGUCAGCACCACCAGCUGUCAGCACCACCAGCUGUCAGCGCCACCAGUGGUCAUUAUCACCAGCUGUCAGCCCACCAGCUGUCGCGCGCCACCAGCUGUCAGCGCCACCAGUGACCAUUAUCACCAGCUGUCACACCACCAGCCGUCAGCGCCACCAGCCGUCAGCACCACCAGUGACCAUUAUCACCAGCUGUCAGCACCACCAGCCGUCAAACCACCAGCCGUCAGCACCACCAGCCGUCAUCAGCGCACCCCAGCUGUCAGCGCGCCACCAGCCGUCAGCAGCCAGCCAUCAUCACCACCAGUUAUCAUCAUCACCAGCUGUCAGCACCACCAGCCGUCAGCGCCACCAGUGACCAUUAUCACCAGCCGUCAGCAACCACCAGCCGUCAGCGCCACCAGUGACCAUUAUCACCAGCCGUCAGCACCACCAGCCGUCAGCGCCACCAGUGACCAUUAUCACCAGGUCAGCACCACCAGCUGUCAGCGCCACCAGCUGUCAGCACCACCAGUGACCAUUAUCACCAGCCGUCAGCACCACCAGCUGUCAGGAAACCACCAGCUGUCAGCGCACCACCAGCUGUCAGCACCACCAGCUGUCAGAAACCACCAGCUGUCAGCAGCACCAGCUAUCAUCACCACCAGUUAUCAUCACCACCAGUUGUCAGGACCACCAGCUUUCAGCACCAUCAGCUGUCAGCAUUACCAGCUAUCAGUUCCUCCAGCUGUCAGUUCCACCAGCUGUCAUCACCAUCAGCUAUCAACACCAUCAGCUGUCAGGACCACCAGCUGUCAGCACCACCAGCUGUUGGUUUCUACCAGCUGUCAGUUCCACCAGCUGUCAGUACCACCAUUUCUCAGCACCAUCACCUGUCAGCACCAUCACCUGUCAGCACCACCUGCUGUCAGCAUCGUCAGCUGUCAGCAUCAUCACCCGUCAGCACCUUCUGUCAACACCAUCAGAUGUCAGAACCAUCAGCUGUCAACACCAUCAUCUGUAAGCACCUUCUUCUGUCAACACCAUCAGCUGUCAGAACCAUCAUCUGUCAACACCAUUAGCUGUCAGCACCAUCAGCGCAACUGA